UGUGUCAUGUGAUCGGGUCAAAAUGGUGGAUUGAAGUCUGUGUUUUUAACGCUCUCAGAAAUUCAGCAUUUUUCUGUAAUUCCACAGAAUGCAAAGCCUUUAAGUCGCCAUCUGAUGUGUUCAAAAUGAUGGGAAUGUACUUUGAGUUUAAGGACAGUUUACACAACUUCCUUAUAUAUGGAUGGAACACAUCUACCCUAAGUAGUUUUGUAGGCACCAUCUUCAUUUUCUUCUUUGCUGCCAUGAUGUUGGAGGGAAUUAUGGGAAUGUUGGCUAGUCUUAGAGAUAGGAGUAAGGUGUUACCAGCAUCUGUCAAAGAAAGGUUGCUUGAACCCAUCAGUGAAAAUUCUCCUCUCAUUGGCAAAAGCAAGUCCUUAACUGAAUCUGGGGAAAAACUUAUUAAACAGAAAAAGAUAAAGUAUCAUAUUGGGAUGUCCUUGCUGCAUGUGGCCAAAGUGGUGGUAGCCUAUGUGGUCAUGCUGGCGGUCAUGUCUUAUAAUGCAUGGGUGUUUGUUACUGUGGUCAUAGGCAGUGCUUUGGGAUACUUGAUUUUUGGAGCCAUUCAGCAUAAGAUCACCACUGCUGAUACGCCUGACACUCACGUAAUAAAUAACCAGGAUGACAUGCUAGGCACGCACUCACAGACUAGCUAUGAGCCUAUUGGUUAACUCUAACAACAUCAAGAACGAAUAAAAAACUGAAGAUGACUGUGAUUAUUUCUGGGACGUGAAAAUUGCUUGAGGACAAGACGGACAUUUUAGUUGUUCAUGGGGGAUUGUGAGGAUAUUUUAAUUAUGUUUGGAUGGCAAUCAUGCUCCGUAAUAUUUAUUAUAAAGAACAUAAACACAUACAAUUAUAUGCAUGCCCACACCAACUUGACAUUUAGUGCUAUUGCAAGGUCACAAGCAGUAAAAAAUAGUGACUUAGAUAUGAAAUAAAUAAAGAGGGAAAGAGAAUAGAAUAGAAGCAAGAGUAGACAUCAGCAAAAUAUUGUAAAUAUUUUUAUACAGUGCAAUAAUGGUUUUUUUUACUCUGGGUAAAUAUGCAGGGUUGUUUGUGAAGAAUGUGACAAA
Messenger RNA from Lingula anatina, 1073 nucleotides. RefSeq names its product protein SLC31A2. NCBI's taxonomy places the organism in Eukaryota, Metazoa, Brachiopoda, Lingulata, Lingulida, Lingulidae. Gene Ontology annotation, biological process: copper ion transmembrane transport. Gene Ontology annotation, cellular component: membrane. Gene Ontology annotation, molecular function: copper ion transmembrane transporter activity. The record is from RefSeq and is a predicted model, not a curated record.